Molecule: messenger RNA, 597 nt
Organism: Trichoderma atroviride IMI 206040
Lineage: Eukaryota; Fungi; Ascomycota; Sordariomycetes; Hypocreales; Hypocreaceae
Source: RefSeq, a predicted model, not a curated record
AUGGCUCCCUUAGUUUGCCGAGUCGUCGACAUCUUCAAUAUUGGCGUCAAAGGGGUGCAUGUGCUCCUCGAAUGCCGAGAUGAAUUCUAUCACUGCGUUGCGCGACUGGACGCCAUGACGGGAGAUGAUGGAUGGAUCUGCGCUUGGCUUCCCAUGAUACACCCUCUAGACGAUGACAUUGAGCCCCAGAUCGUGGAUACUAAGGAUGUGCCGCGGGUAUCUCUGGCUUUCAUACCGCACUCUCACCCCGCGGCUCCCUGGUUGAGCAUACGCGCAGAUCUUUACCUUUCAGGCAUGGCUUGCCAUGGGGUGAUUCUUCAUCUUGAAGAAAGCCCGCGGCUAGAAUACUUAGCGCAGUCGGCCAUGGACUCCACAGACAGGGCGGGCGUGGCGCCGCAAAGCCGAGACCUUCGAACGCCGUCGCCUUUUCUAUUAUCAUCGCCUAUAAUUACCCCUGCUCAGGGCUAUGAGGCAUCAGAAGACCAAUCGGAUGCGACCAGAGAGAUAGCCGCCGAAAAAUCGACUGCUGGCCGGAAGAGGAAGUUGGAAUUGGCAUCGGAAAAAAGAACUAGAACUACAAGACGGCGCUUGGUGUAA